Messenger RNA from Cetraspora pellucida, 5217 nucleotides. Lineage: Eukaryota; Fungi; Glomeromycota; Glomeromycetes; Diversisporales; Gigasporaceae. The record is from the annotation of a GenBank genome assembly.
AUGGCGACAGAAGAUGAACUUGAAAAUUUGCGUAAAGAACUAGCUAUCGCUCGUCUAUCAUAUGAUCAACAGCUACACCAAUCACAAAAUCGGUGUCGAGAGUUGCAAGUAAUCAAUGAGAGUCAAAAGCAGCGUUUAAACGAGUAUCAAUCACUUCUCGAACGAAAUGAACAAGAAAAGCAAAAAGCUCUUAAUGACAGUAAAACUGCGAAUGAAGAGGUUGAUAGUAUUCGUUUUGAAAUAGCACGAAUGGAAAUGGCGUUGCAAGAAGAAAAAGCAAGUCGACUUGCUCUAAUUACAAACAAAGAUCAAGAGUUAGUUCAAACAAAAGAGGCAUAUGAACAAGUGGCGGUUUUACGAUCACAGUAUCAACAACAAAUUUUUGAUCUUCAAAAUGAACUGCAAUCAGUUAAGAAGAGCGAAUACCAAUGGAGGAAUAAAGUAACAAUUUCAGAGGUGGAGAUAGAGUCACUCAAAAGUCGACUAUCUUCAAUUGAUAAAGAUUUGAAGCAUUGGCAAGAUCUUACAAGAACCACAGCGGAGAGUAAGAAUAAAGAAAUCGAUACACUCAAUGGAAAGGUCGAAAAAUUAUUGAUUGAACUCGACACAGCACGACAACAAGGGAGUCAAUAUGAGUAUGCUUUCAAAGAACAGAUUGUCAUAGUUCAGAAAACAAAUGCGGAAAAAGAAGAUAAAGAAAGAUAUUACAAAGAAGUAGUGGAUAAAGUCUUAGCUGAAGGAAAAUCUUUAAAGAGAUUGAAUGAAAUAUAUGAAAAACGCCAGCAAGAAGAUAAAGAGACGAUUAAUAGAGCACAAAGAGAGAUAGCUGAUCUUCAAUAUUCUUUAUCAGAAACAAAUAAUAAACUGAAUCAGUCUCAAUCAGAAAUAGAAAAGUUGAAUGAAGAUAUUCGGCGGAUAGAGGAUGAAAAUAAACAUUUGAGCCAAAUAUCAUCUGUAUCAUCAGUUUCUCCGGGAAGUGCCGUUAGCAUGGCAUUACAGUCUAAGGGAAAAUCUAUUGUGCAGAUGUAUUCGGAGUAUUCAAAGCUUCAAGAGCAAUUAUUACAAGAGAGAAGAAAGAAUCGGGAGCUAACUGAAGCACUAGCAACUUUCAACAAAGAACUCGAAAAUUAUACCCCGCUUCUUCAUCAAAGAACGGUGGAGUAUAAUCAAAUGGUUGCGGAAAAUCAAAACAUUUCAGAGCAGCUAAGAGCGUGUCAUGAAGAGAUUCAACAAUUUAAUCAAUCGGUAAACAAUUUACAAUCAGAAAAUCAGCAACUAACGGAUCGUAAUAAUCAACUGCAGAACGAAAAGGAAGUGUACAUAAAACAUAACUCGAUAUUAAUACGUCAAGUUAAUGAAUUUCGAGGAGGAGCUCCAAGCUCACCUCAAACGGAUAUUGGAGAGGAUAAUGAACCACAUGAUAUUGAUAGUCUUUAUAGAUUAAGUUUUAACCUAAAGGCCGAGAAAAAGAGUUUAAUGAAGAAGAUCUCUACACUUGAAAAUCAAAUUAAAGUGCUACAAGAUCAGAUCACUUUGAAAGACUCAGAAAAUCAAUCCGCUGUGCAAGAAAUUUCUCGCCUUCAAAUGAAACAGCGACAAUUAUGUUCGCAAGUUGAAUCACUUGAGCGAGAGCGAGGAUUACAGCAAGAAUUGACGUUACGAGGAAGUAUCAAUAGCAUCCAAGAUAGCAACUCUUCUGUAAGAAUGAUUUCAUCAGUUCUUGGUACUCGUGGGCGCGAUUACGAAGCAGAAGUUUCCGAUCUUAAGUCUCGACUUGAGAUUUCAUUGCAAGAAAUGAAAGAUCUUGAUGAAAGGCUUCAAACCGCGAAUCAAGAGUUGUCAACGCUCCGUCACGAAAAAAUUCAAUAUUCAUAUGAUCGACAAAGCUGGGAAGAUCGACACAAGAUUAUUCAAGGACAUUUAAAUAUAAAAGAGGAAGAGUGUCAAAAUACAAAGACAGUUUUAAAUCAAAUCCAAAAAUUGAACGAGCAAAUGGAAAGACAAUUGACAAAGGCAAUUGAUGAGAAUUCUAGGCUGAAUGUGGAAAUCGCAAAUUUGAAAAAUGAUCUUAGUAGUCAACAAAUUAAAUGGGAGGAAUCGCAAAAACGAAUCAACAAAGAGAUGGAUGAUCUUAUAGGUUCAAAAAGCGAAGCCGAAAACUUGGCGCGAAAUGUUCAGAAACUGACAGAGGAGAAGGAGCAUGUAGAUAGCGAAUAUAAAGUUGCACAAGAAAAAUUAUUAGCUACACAAGCAAAAUGUGAUAAUUUGCAAGAACAACUUGUUUCUGUGAGCGAGAAGUAUUCUAAUUCCUUAAAAAAAUCAUCUGAAGAGCAUAGCAAAUUCGUUGAAUCAAAUAAGGUGUUGCAAAAUAAGAUUACAGAGCUAGAAAAUGAGAAUCGAAAUCGUUUAACAAAAAUGGAAACACUUACGAAAGAAAUUCAGACGCUGAAAGACCAGCUUUCUGUUUUCCAAGCAAGCGAUCAAGGUGUCGAAAUUGUCAGAUUGAAGACCGAAUUAGAAGCUAAAGAAAAGGAAAUUGUUAAUAUACGAGAUGAGUCUCAAACCUACAAAGAGUUAUACGAAAAAUACCAAACGCAAUUAAAAAAGAACGAGCAAAUGUAUAACGAAUUAAAAUCUGCUGCUGAUGAAGAACGAGAGACAAAUCUAGCCUUGAUAAAAAAACUUCAAGAUGAGCUCUAUCCUGUAAAGGAGGAGCUCGAUCAAAAGAUUGAUGAAUUGCGUAGUAAAGAUCAAGAGCUUACAACAGCACGUAGCGAAGUAGUAAAGUUAGAACAGAUGCUAAAUGAAGUUCGUGAUAACUCUAACACUGAAACACAUCAGCUCCGUGAAGAAAUGACUAAACAAGAAAAAUUAUUAGAAGAAGCACAAAAUAAAUACAAUCGUGAAGUGCUUGUUCAUGCUGAAGAUGCUCAAUCUAUACUCGCUUUAAAUUCAAGACAUGCACAGCUGAAAUCUGAAUUUGACCAGUUGAAGAUUCAGUUACAAAAGUCAGAAGAACUUUGGAAUGACGAAAAAGAUAAACUUGAAAAAGAAUUGGAAAAGACACUUCAACGAUGCAACGAGCUUGAAGAAAGCAAUAAAACGCUUCAUGAAUACUUUGAUGUCGAUUCUGGAAGGACAGUAUCCCAAGACCAAAUAAUAUCACUUUUGCGUAUGGAAAAAGAAAGGGCAGAAACCCAAAGAGAAGCACUUGCACAACAAGCUGAAAGAUAUAAGGCGCAAUAUGAGCACACUCAAAAAUCAUUGGAUGAAUUGCGUGAGUUACUUAUUCAGGAACGUGAGCAAGCAGAUAAGGGUGGACCUUUGGAGAAAUUGCAAACAGAGCUUUCAGAAAAAAAUAUUCAAUUAAAACUCCUUGACGAAAGCAACCAGACAUUGAGAGCUGCAAGUGAGCGAUUAGAGAAACAAGUUGUUACAGCGCAAUCUUCGUUGAAAGAAGCAGAGGAAAAAAUACAAACAUUAGAUGUGCAAGUUAAGAGUCUACAACUUGACCGAGAUAGUUCCGUUCAAGAAGUGAAAAUACUCAAAGAGGAUCAAGAACGGUGGAAAAACCGAUUCCACACCGUGCUACAGAAAUAUGGUAUCAGCGAUCCUACCGAAUUGCAAAAUUUAAAGGAUAAUCUGAAGUCCACAACGGAAGAGCGCGAUAAGCUUAAAGCAGAAAAUGGUAAACUACGGAACGAUUUCACUUUGGCAAGGAAACAGUGCGAAAUUGUUAAAAGUCAAGCAAUAAAGAUUAAGAAUAAGCUUGAUCUAACGGAGAAAGAAAAAGUUACUCUUACACAAGAUCAUGCAAAAUUAGAAAAAGAUAAAACGACACUUACUCAAGAGCUUUCAAAAGAAAAAACUAACCAUGAAAAUCUUCGGAAAAGAGUGAGUAGUAUGCAAAAGAGUUUUAAAACCGUAGCCCAAGCUGAACAAAUAAAGAAAGAACUAGAAGAACUGAAGCAAAAACAUCAAGAUGUUACUAAAGAGUUAGAGGAGACAAAACAGCAAAGUGUGGAGUUUACAAAGCAAAUUGAAGGGCUAAAGAAAGAGUUACAAGAAGAGAAGGAGAAAACCUCAGAUUAUCUCCGGUAUAAAGCACAAGAAUCGAUGUUUUCUAGCAAAAUUAAAAGGCUGGAGGCAGAAAAGGCAGAGUUGAAAAAUCAGAUAAAUCAGUUUCAACAACAAAUGAACACCCAAACAAAUGUUCCAAAAUCAGACAAUGUGCAGAGUACGGCAGAAAUAGCGCCAUCUACGCCGCCAUCCACCUUGCCCCAAAUAAACAUAACGAAGCCUCCCACUCCAUCGCAACAAACGAAGCCCCCUACUCCUUCGCAACAAACGAAGCCCCCUACUACCUCGCAACAAACGAAGCCCCCUAUUACCUCGCAAGCAACGAAACCUCUCACUCCUCCGCAAGCAACGAAACCUACUACUCCACCGCAAGCAACCAAACCUCUUACUCCCCCGCAAGCAACGAAAUCCCCAACUCCUUCGCAACCAACAUCAACAGCACUAACGAUUAUUUCGCCUCCAAUUAACGUUCCUGUAAAUGUUACUGAGACUAAGGAGAUCUCUCAACCAUCUAGUAGCGCAGAAACUAAUGAUGGAACCGCGGCUGCGGCUACGUCGCCAUCUUCAAAACAAAUCGUUGCGUCUGUUCCUCCCACCAUUACAGUUACACCGAACGCACCGAACACACCAAAGGAAAAGCCACCAGUCAAAUUACAAAGGAAUCGUGUUCCAUUAACAACUUUACCUCAAUCACCGAAGAUAACACCCGUUCAAGUCGUAGUAUCGACACCACCGCCAUUAGAAGAGCAGCAAUCAGCCGUACGCACAUCAGCCAUUCCUGAGUCUCAACCUAAUGAAACCAGCAUAGUCGAAUCUUCCGAAACAGAAAUAACGGUGCAGCCAACUUCAACAGAAGUCGCUAGUACUCCUACUGAGGUUGCUAGUCGUAAGCGUUCUAGAGAUGAAUCCGAAGAGACUACUUCAACUGGUAAUGUAACUACUGGAAUGCAAGAUGUUCAAAUAUCUGACAAUACAAAUUCUAAUGUUGAAGCCUCGGUACAGUCUCCUGCUAACAAAAACAUUGAAGAAACGACGGUUAUGCCAGAAUCAGCAGAUAAUAAUCAAAUCGAUACCAAUGAAUCAGAACAACCAUCUCCUAAAAGAGUUAGGGUAGAAGAUAGUAAUUCAGAUAUUUGA